Tachyglossus aculeatus (Australian echidna) is the source of this 1925-nucleotide messenger RNA. It is a transcript of the gene SCOC, whose product is annotated as short coiled-coil protein. Gene Ontology annotation, cellular component: trans-Golgi network. The record is from RefSeq and is a predicted model, not a curated record. NCBI's taxonomy places the organism in Eukaryota, Metazoa, Chordata, Mammalia, Monotremata, Tachyglossidae. Bases 82 to 444 code for a protein of 120 amino acids. The transcript is spliced from 4 exons.
ACAGUCACGUGCGCUGUGAGGAGCUCUCUCCUAGUUUACCCCCCUCACUCCCCAACAACUAGUCCGAGAAAGUGGAAAAAGAUGGACGGGGUCAAAGAAGAGGAGGAAGACAGCAGUUUUACCAGUAUUUCACUGACAGACGAUUCAGACCAUUCAGGAGUACUGCACUCAAGAUCAGAAAACUCACCAUCUAUGAUGAUGAAUGCUGACAUGGAUGCUGUUGAGGCUGAAAAUCAGGUGGAACUGGAAGAGAAAACACGGCUUAUUAAUCAGGUGUUGGAACUUCAGCACACACUUGAAGAUCUCUCUGCCAGAGUAGAUGCAGUUAAGGAAGAAAACCUGAAGCUGAAGUCAGAAAACCAAGUUCUUGGACAAUAUAUAGAAAACCUUAUGUCCGCUUCUAGUGUUUUCCAGACAACUGACACCAAAAGCAAAAGAAAGUAAGGGGUCGGUCCCUCCCUUGCUUCAAGGUAUUGCUGCUAUUUUUUGGUUGAGGUUUUUCUUUUAAUAUGCAUCGGCUACACAAGUUCCAAAUGUCUUAGUUUGUGGCUUCAUUAAAUAUUCAUGGAGAUAAUGGCAGUUGUAGGCAGAGUUAAGAGCACUAACCUAUCUGAGGACAUCAGUGAAUUUGUGUUUUAUGUUAAUCUUUGGAAAAAUGUGCAGAUGUAUUGUGGAGACUUUAUAAUUAGAUUCCAUAGAUUUGUUUAAGGUUAAGCUAGUGUCUGACAUGGCCGGGUUCACUCUGAAAAAGGCUAAGUUUGGGGAGUGUUAAUGAAAUGCGUAUUGUGAAAAUUCCUGAACCAUGUUCUGAAUGUGUAGUUUUUAAUCUGGCUUGCGCCCGCUCCAUGUGGCUCCAUCUCCCUUCCUUCCUCUUACCACCUCUCCACGUGACAGGGAAUGUUUAACAGACUUCUGUCUCCCACUUGCAAAUUAUGUUAUAAAUAUGAGAGGCCAGGAUGAGAAUUUUCAUAACAUCCAAUUCUAAGUUGGGCUUGUUGGCUUGCCCCUGGCAAACUGAAAAAAAAACUAUAUAAAAAAACCCCAAAACUGGCAAUGCUGAACUUCUUUUAUUUAGAAAAAUAAUUUCCAGUUUACUUUUCCAAAACUCUACUCUGCCCCUAUCAUUAAGAAUUUUUAACUUAAAAGGUCAGUUCAAGUUUUUUUAGAGGUAGAAAAGGAAUUAACCCAAAGAACCACGCAGGCAGAUAUAAGCACCGAUAAGCGAGCGUGUCUCCAGUCAUUUUCCCUCUCUGAACACACGUCGAUCCUCUUCUGUUGUCUGUGGAUUCUCACUCAUGGACAUCAGGGAAUGUUACGUGGGAGAGAGUCGAUGGAAAAGGGUCACUUACUCCAAAGGAAGUCUUUCGUCAAGAUAUCAGAGCCCGUUCAGAAAUCAUUAGAGCAAGUGCUCCAGUGCACAGAACAGGAGCAGUGUGUGCAAAACCCAUUAGGGUGUAUAUGAAAAUCGUGCAAAGAAGGGGCAGUUUUUACCUACGGUGCAAGUUGACCGUCUUUAUCAGUAUUUGAAUUGAACAAACCUCCCAAAAGCUGAUCCAGGGAUUUGGAUUGCAGGAUGGUGGGAGAUGCCUUUUUUGCUAAAUGAGUAUUUUUAAUCAAAUCUCAAUUUUGAGAGUUAACGUCAAAACGUGUCGGCCGCCCAGGGAGCAAGAGGGUCCGCCGCUGCCCAGGAGGGGGUAUGGCUUGUAGCUAUUAAGCCACGAGCCACUUUUAACCAAGAAGCACUCUUAACGUUUGUUUUGUAUAGAUGGAAGAUUGAAUAAAGUGAUUUAGCUGUGUAUAUAAAUAUAUAAAGUAGUCAGGACUGAAAACACUUUGCAUCGUGAUCUUUGGACUUAAUUUAUGAACGUUUAAAAGUGGUUGCAGUUUGAAAUUCCAGUUAUUAAAAUUUUUUUUUUUGGAUUUUG